Molecule: messenger RNA, 2581 nt
Organism: Oryza sativa Japonica Group (Japanese rice)
Lineage: Eukaryota; Viridiplantae; Streptophyta; Magnoliopsida; Poales; Poaceae
Product: putative clathrin assembly protein At2g25430
Biological process (GO): vesicle budding from membrane; clathrin coat assembly; clathrin-dependent endocytosis
Cellular component (GO): clathrin-coated pit; clathrin-coated vesicle
Molecular function (GO): 1-phosphatidylinositol binding; SNARE binding; phosphatidylinositol-4,5-bisphosphate binding
Source: RefSeq, a predicted model, not a curated record
CAGCAAGGCACCAAACGCCCCCCAACACAAAAACGCGCCACCACCACACACGCCGCCUGCCUCGCUUCUUCCUCCCUCGUCUCCCUCGCCUCCUCCGCGGACCGCAGUUUCAGACGAGCCCCAGAGCUCCCGGUCUCCCACCCCAAGAGGCCGGAGACAGAGCUGAGAGAGAGAGAGAGAGAGAGAGAGAGGGGAGGGGAGGGCGUGUGCUCGCGCGCCACCGCCCGGAUCUCGAGCUCCCGGAUCUACCGCAAAGAUCUAAACCGAGCAAGAGGCGGCGGCUGCUGCUGCUGCGGCCGCGGUUGUUGGUGGUUUGUUGGUGAGGAGGAGGAGGAGGAGGAGGAGGAGGAGGAGGCGCGGGCGACGGCGAGAUGUCGUCGAGCACGAUCCGGAAGGCGCUGGGGGCGGUGAAGGACCAGACCAGCAUCGGUCUGGCCAAGGUCACCAGCAACAUCGCGCCGGAGCUCGACGUGCUCAUCGUCAAGGCUACCAGCCACGACGACGAGCCGGCCGAGGAGCGACACAUCCGCGAGAUCCUCCACCUCACCUCCGGCUCCCGCGCCCACGUCGCCGCCGCCGUCGCGGGAUGCUCCCGGAGGCUGUCCCGCACCCGCGACUACGUCGUCGCGCUCAAGUCGCUCAUGCUCGUGCACCGCCUUCUCGCCGACGGCGACCCUUCCUUCCACCGCGAGCUCCUGCACGCCACGCGCAGGGGCACUCGCCUCCUCAACCUCUCCGACUUCCGCGACGAGGCUCACUCCGGUUCAUGGGACCACUCUGCCUUCGUCCGUACCUAUGCGCUGUACCUCGACCAGCGCCUUGAGUUCUUCCUCCAUGAGCGCAAGCAAGGCUCCGGCUCCAACGCCAGUUCCAGUGCAAAUGGCCCGUCACCGCGUGACCGCUGGGGAUCACCUGACCCAUAUGGUCGCCGGUCACCCUCAUACUCCUCACCCCCUGGAAACGGAAAUGGGUAUGGAUAUGGUGGUUAUGAUGAUUACCGUGAGAGGAACGGCAACAACAACACUGAUGACAAGAAGCCGCCGACCCCAGUGAGAGACAUGAAGCCAGAACGGGUCCUUGCCCGUAUGCACCACCUGCAACAGCUGCUCGACAGGUUCCUUGCUUGCCGCCCCACAGGUGGUGCCAAGCACAGCAGGAUGGUGCUGGUCGCGCUGUAUCAGAUUGUGAGAGAGAGCUUCCAGCUCUAUGCUGAUAUAUGUGAGGUGCUCGCAGUGCUGCUGGAUAGGUUCUUUGACAUGGAGUAUGCCGAGUGCGUGAAGGCAUUUGAGGCAUAUGCCAGCGCCGCAAAGCAGAUUGACGAGCUUUGUGCAUUCUAUGGCUGGUGUAAGGAAACUGGGGUCGCUAGGUCAUCAGAGUACCCAGAGGUGCAGCGUGUUACCGAUAAGUUGCUGGAGACAUUGGAGGAAUUUAUGAGGGACCGAGCAAAGCGGCCCAAGAGCCCACCUCGGGAGCCUGAGCCUGAACCUGUAAAGGAGGAAGAGCCUGAGCCAGAUAUGAAUGAAAUCAAGGCACUGCCAGCACCAGAAGACUACAAGGAGCCUGAACCUGAGAAGGUGGAGGAGGAAGUAAAGCCAGAGCCCCCACCGCAACCCCAGGGUGAUUUAGUGGAUCUUAGAGAAGAAACUGUGACUGCAGAUGAGCAAGGUAACCGGCUUGCUCUGGCCCUCUUCCAAGGGCCACCUGCAGCUGGUGGAAGCAAUGGCUCAUGGGAGGCCUUCCCCUCAAAUGGUGGCAAUGAGGUGACUUCUGCAUGGCAGAAUCCUGCAGCUGAGCCUGGGAAGGCUGACUGGGAACUUGCCCUUGUGGAGACAGCGAGCAAUCUGUCCAAGCAGAAGGCCACAAUGACAGGUGGUAUGGAUCCAUUGCUACUGAAUGGUAUGUAUGAUCAGGGUGCCGUGCGCCAGCAUGUCAAUGCACAAGUGACAACUGGGAGUGCCAGCAGCGUUGCUCUACCUCCGGCUGGACAGAAAACACAAGUGCUGGCUCUGCCAGCACCAGAUGGUUCAAUGCAGAAUGUUGGUGGAGACCCGUUUGCGGCGUCCCUUAGCUUCCCACCACCGUCCUAUGUUCAGAUGGCAGAGAUGGAGAAGAAGCAGCAGUUCUUGACUCAGGAACAGAUGAUGUGGCAGCAGUACCAGAGGGAUGGCAUGCAGGGCCAGUCAAGCUUGGCCAAGCUCGAUCGGGCUUACAACAAUGGCUUCGCCCCCAACCCAGCCAUGCCUUAUGGGAUGCCUGCAGCAUAUAACACGAACCCCAUGCCAAUGGCUUACACUGCAAAUACUGGGUACUACUACCCCACUUACUGAGUUAUUCUUUGUUCAUCCUUACAGUUGCUGUGAAUUUUGUUCUGUAUCGUGAUCUCAUAGCCUUGGGGUUGUCCAGUAUCAGUUGUUGUUCCCCUGCCUCUGGAUCAAACCUUUUGGUCUCUUAUAUGUAAUUCUAUUUGUUUGGAACCAAUUGCGGCAUCUAAGGGUGGCUAUAGUUGAUUACAUAAUCUUAUGUUCUUGUUCUUUCUCACUGUUGUUGUUAUUGGUAUAACUGACAGUGGUACAGCAUGUCA